GAAGAAUUGUUCAUUCUGUAGGAGAGCCGCUUGCCAGAUAUUUUCAGAUACUGCGUGUGAUGCCCUUUUGCUCUGUUCCUUUUCGAGCCUUGAUUCAUCAUGGAUAUAACUGUCUCAGAUGACAAGGAAAUAAAGGAUCUAGAUGAAGAAUCAAUAUGGGACCUGAUUGAAAGCCAGCGCCACAUAAUCACGAGUAAGGUCCGUCCCUGUCACAUCACACCCUUCUUGCGCCAGUGCCGUGUAAUUGGGGAGACAGAUGAGGAAGAAAUUCUUUUUGCUCCUCACCUUAACCACCGGUAUAUGAGAACUGGGCACAUGCUUGAUCUUUUAAGAACUCGGGGAAAGAAAGGGGGUCUUGCCUUUCUGGAGUCUUUAGGAUUCUAUAAUCCUGAAAUUUAUACAUUAAUAACUGGGAAGGAACCCACCAAAGAUUGCAGCAGCAUACUUGUUGAGAAAGGAAAUUUGGAUUUAAUUCAGUUUCUAAUGAAUGAAGUGAUGAAGGCUCAGAAAUGGCUAGGAGAAGAGAAAUGCCAAAGACAUCGGUUGCAUGAGAAAGUUCGAAGCUUAGAAGACCAAAACCAGCAAUUGAAAACUGAACUCAAGGGUUUGAAGGCAGCUGAGGCUAACUUGAGCAGAAUUAAGAUGGACUGGACUCAUCACCAUGAUGAAAUGAUUCGGCUAAAAGAGGAGAAUUAUCAGAUAUUAAUGCGGUAUACAAAUACGCUGCAGGAGAAAGAAAUGUCUGUGACACGGAGCAGAGAGUUAUAUCAACAGGUGGAUGAUCUUAGGAUGGAGAAUAAAAAACUAAAACUAGAAUUUGACGUUGAGCGAAGAAUGUCCUCCAAGCUGCGUGAAGCAUUCAAGCCGAAAGAUGAUGAACUUUUAAACUUAAAAGGAGAAAUUGAUAAAUUGAGGUUAAGAAUUCAAGAGUUGCCAGUGAACCCAGUGACAAUGGACAUGUUGGAGCAGGAACGUAUAGAAGCUCAAGAAGACAAGCAGGAUCUGAAGAAAGAGAUGAAUUCACUGCGAUUGGAGCUCGAUCAGGCUGAACAUUUGAGAAAUGAAUACCUAGAUGAAAAGGAAAAUAUGCUGAUGGAAUGUGCUACUCUGAAGAUUGACUGCAAUAUGUACAAAGAUAAAAUUACUUCACUCCAGACACAAAUUUUAGAGCUACAAAAAGAACGUGAUGAGGCAUAUUCGGCCAGGGAUGAAGCGCAAUUGCAAAUCAGCAAAAUGAUCAUGGACAAAGAUCUAUGUCGUCGCCAAGUUAUUGAACUACAGGACACAUAUCGUGAGUUGAAUAAGGAAUUGCUGCAGUUAAGGUCAAACAAGAACAAACAGGAGAAAGCAAUAAAUAAAAAAACUCCACCACGUGAAAAACCCAAACUGAAGCGUCUUCAAGCAGUGAAUCUCAGGACCAUCAGCUAUGACAGUGAUGACAGCAGUUGUAGCAGUCAAUGUGACCUUCCUAUGCAUCUAAAGAAAGCCAAAAGCUGUGAAUCAAUGAGCAGACUGAAUUCUUCCUUUGUUGAGCCACCCAGCAGGGAAUCUCUCUACAGACGCCAAACUGAAAAUACUGGAGAAGAAUCAUUCAGCAACAGACAUUCUAUUGAUGAUGAUGUUUUCACAUCAGUAGACGAUUGCACUGAUACAGGCAGUUCUGAUGAAAAUAUUCCUGAUGUCGUACCAUUCAAAAAGUCUGAACCAUCACCUGAAAGCUUAUUGUCUAUGACUGGAGCCACCGCACCACCUGAACAAGACUGGCCAUUUCUACGAGGACCUCCUCAUAUGAAGUUAAUGAGCAAAAUAUCUUCAUAUAAAUUCAAUGGAGAUGGAAUUCUGGAUCAAAUUGAAAUAAUUGGUGGGAAUUCAACUGGAAUAUUCAUUCACAAAAUCAAACCUGGAUCUCCAGCGUAUGCCUGUGGCCUUCAGCCAGGAUUUCAGAUCAUGAUGGUGGAAAAUAAUGGCAGAGAUCCAAAGAAGACCGUACUAGAGGAUGCCAGUUUGGAGGAGGCUGUUUGGACAUUGAAGCAAAUUAAAGGGAUGUGCUGUUUAGCCAUAAGGCAUAAGGCAGAAGCUUAUCAAACAUUGGUGGAAAAUAUUGAGAAGAAGAUUGCUACCUCUGGUGAUUCAUUCUACAUCCGCGUCAAUGUUCCAUUUGAUAAGGAAAGUGGGGCUAUUAGAGGAUUUACUCUCCAAUGCAAUGAAAUCCUGCACAUCACUAACACCAUUCACAAAGGCAAUAAUGAGUGGAAAGCAUUCAGAGUGAAUCCUAACACAAUGGCAGACAUGGAUGGAGGAAAUAUUCCAAAUUACUAUCGGGCUCAGCAGUUGAUGAUUGGAAUGAUUCGGAAAAUGAUGCAACAGACUCCACCAAAUAAAAAGCAAGAUCGGAAAACAUCAUCUUCAAACCAAAAUAAAUUUAUGAGAAUAGUCAGCACUGAGAUAGGUCAGAGAAAUUCACACUGGUUAUCAUUUGACAAUGGUACCAUCAAUCCCAACAAAGAACAAGAUGACAGGUCUCCUGGCAAUUGCUUUACAUUAAUGCCCUACUCAUUGGUCAGGCCAUGCCACCCACCAUCUCUGCGACCAGUGAUAAUAGCACCCACUCGCAUUGGAAAAAUUGUGCUUGAGAAGCUGAAAGACCUAGUUGAGUAUGAGAAAUGUAAAACUGAGUGCUUGAAUAGUACAGAGUAUGCUGCAAAAGACGGAAAAGGAGAUAUAUUGGGUGUGACUGAAGUACAGAAUCUACUUCGCUCCUGUUACACACGGACAGCUGUAGAGGCUGUAGUUGCUAAGAAUGCCCAUUGCCUAUUGGAACUUGGGCUGGAUUGUGUGAAGCGAUUACAUAAGGUGGAAAUCUACCCCAUUGUCAUCGUCAUCCAUCUCUAUGAGAAAAACAUUAAGAAAAUUAAGAAGAUCUUGCAGAAAUAUGGAGUGACAGAGGAUUUGCUAUUGCAGUGUUCUCGAAGGGAAGAGUCUUGCUUGGACACAUUGCCAUGCCUGUACAACAGCAUUGCCGAUGGCUGGAGUGAUCUUGAUUCACUUGUCAACUUAGUCAAAGCUACAGUAAAGGAUGAACAAAAGAAAAUUGUCUGGCUUGAAGACUCACUCUAAUGUGUUGGUCUAAGGAUUGGGCACAAGCAUAGCUGAAGGGUUAUUAAGUAGCGAGUGAACUAUCCCUUCUUAAUACAUAGGUAUAGAAAUAAAUUAUCGUUGGUAUGCUUUCAGAGGAUUUUGUUAAAUUUUCAUGCAUACCACUGGAAACACACGUUUCUAUUAAAUAUAAAAGUGAAUAACCUAUUUGUAUAUUUUUGGGUGUGCUUUCUUUGUGCAGCUCCUGCCAUUCCCUCUCUCCUACUGGUUGGGAAUCAUAGUAGCUUUGAGAGAAAAAAAAGAACACUCUUAUUGGGUAUCGAACAAAAAUAAAAGAACUUACUUCAUUUGUAGGGUACAGUUAUUCUGUGAGUGCUGACUAAGAAACAAUUUAUUUGAAUAAAAGCAGUCUACUCAAAAUGUUUGAAUAUUUAUAAUAGAAACAAGCAGUUGUGGUGGUGGGAAUAUUUCCAAUUAAUUUCUAUGAUAAUGAUUAAAGUUAUAGAAAGAUAUUUUUGUAAAAAUAUUACAUAGGGCAUUUUAUUGCACUUAGCAAACGGGCUGCAAGAAGGCAGCUCACAAUCAUUUUCUCAAAGGAAAUGAAGGAGCUUGGUAAUAUGCAUUAAAAAUUGCAAGCAGAUGGAAAGUGUUGGCAAGUAGCUGUAAGCUUAGGGCUGGUACACAAGGCUCAGGAUAUUUAAAACCGUCCUUGUGAGGCAAGAGUAGCAUUUCCUAUCCUGGGUUCAUAAAAAUUGAGAAAGACUGAUCCUUUCAGGAUUCCUCUUAUUCUAAUUACUCUUAGCAAUAGGGAUACAGGGCUUUCCUGAUCGGGACAUCUUAUUAAAAUAAGAGUCGGGCUAUCACUGUAUCAUUGGACUCCAAUUUGUAAAGUAUCAAAUAAACAACCUGGUCAAAGGAGCAGGUUAAAACUUACUACAAUUACCACAAAUAUUGCCCUGAUCAGUGGCACCCACAUCUCAAAAAGUAGUAAUUUUUAAAAAACAGAAACAUCAUUCCUUUUUUCCAUACUUUGUAAAGUCUUAAGAUUUUUUUUUCAUGUUUAAGGAAGAUUUAUAGAAACAGAAGUUGUCAAUGGGAUACAGUUGCAAUGAUAAAACAAUUUGACACCUGUGAAUGCAUGCAGUAGCAAUGUGGUUAUAUGAAUUAGUUUUGUGCAUC
Messenger RNA from Hemiscyllium ocellatum (epaulette shark), 4275 nucleotides. It is a transcript of the gene card14, whose product is annotated as caspase recruitment domain family, member 14. The transcript has 21 exons. Gene Ontology annotation, biological process: regulation of apoptotic process. NCBI's taxonomy places the organism in Eukaryota, Metazoa, Chordata, Chondrichthyes, Orectolobiformes, Hemiscylliidae. Gene Ontology annotation, molecular function: protein binding. Bases 100 to 3117 code for a protein of 1005 amino acids. The record is from RefSeq and is a predicted model, not a curated record.